This is a messenger RNA of Penicillium diatomitis, 6699 nucleotides long. Its product is annotated as DNA polymerase epsilon catalytic subunit POL2. Gene Ontology annotation, biological process: DNA replication proofreading; mitotic cell cycle; leading strand elongation. Gene Ontology annotation, molecular function: single-stranded DNA 3'-5' DNA exonuclease activity; zinc ion binding; DNA-directed DNA polymerase activity. The coding region runs from base 1 to 6699 and encodes 2232 amino acids. Lineage: Eukaryota; Fungi; Ascomycota; Eurotiomycetes; Eurotiales; Aspergillaceae. The record is from RefSeq and is a predicted model, not a curated record. Gene Ontology annotation, cellular component: nucleus; epsilon DNA polymerase complex. The transcript is spliced from 3 exons.
AUGCCGUCGCGCAAACCCAGCAAAUUUGGGAACAAAUUCCGAUCGACCGCAGCAUCAUCGAACUUCAAACGAACCAAGACAGUUGAAUUUGGGUCACUUCGUUCCAGUGAGGCAACCUCCCAGGAUGAGAAAUUCGAGGCCAUUCGAUUGGCCAACAGUAUCGAUGAAUCCCUCGGUUUCCCCCGUUUUGAAUCUGGAGAGACCAGGGCCGGCUGGUUGAUCAAUAUGCACAGCACUACCAUCCAGGAUCCGAAUGUGCCAGGUGGUCGCGCAGGCGUUGACUACUAUUUCCUGCAAGAUGAUGGAGGGAGCUUCAAGGCCACGGUUGAAUACGACCCCUACUUUUUAAUUGCGGUCAAGAAAGGUCAUGAAAUGGAAGUAGAGGAGUGGUGUCGAAGAGCUUUCGAAGGCUUGAUCAAGAGCUUCAGACGCUUGGACAAGGAAGAUUUGAGUCUCCCAAACCAUCUACUGGGACACCGGAGGACUUUCAUUCGACUGAACUUUGCCAAUGUCCCGAAUUUGCUCGAGGUCCGACGAACCCUGCUGCCAUUGGCCGAAAAAAACAGGAAGAAUGCAAACGUGAUGGAUGCAUACAUUGAAAUGACAAGUGCCUCAGCCGGCUAUGAUCUUUUUGACGACGAACUAAUUCACGAGCAACGACCUAAUGGCAACACGCAAGCAAGUGAUUUUAUUGUUGACAUCCGCGAGUACGACGUCCCAUAUCAUGUGCGAGUCUCAAUCGACAAAGAUAUCCGGAUUGGAAAAUGGUACGACGUCGAGGCGAAACACGGGGUGAUCUCCCUGAAGUGUCUCGAAGAACGGCUACAGCGUGCAGAUCCUGUAGUCCUGGCCUUUGACAUUGAGACAACAAAACUGCCAUUGAAGUUUCCAGACGCAGUGAUCGACCAGAUCAUGAUGAUUUCAUACAUGAUCGACGGCCAGGGAUUUCUAAUUACAAAUCGAGAAAUCGUGUCAGAGGAUAUCAACGACUUUGAGUACACUCCGAAACCGGAAUACAACGGCCCAUUCAUCAUUUUCAACGAGCCCAACGAGAGGGCAGUGAUUGAGCGAUUUUUCGAACACAUCAAAAUCGCGAAGCCUACUGUCAUUGCCACCUACAACGGUGACUUUUUCGAUUGGCCUUUCGUUGAAGCAAGAGCAAGCGUACAAGGUAUCGACAUGUACAUGGAGAUUGGGUUCCGCAAGAACAGCGAAGACAUCUACCAAAGCGACAACUGUGUGCACAUGGAUUGUUUUGCUUGGGUGAGUCGUGAUAGUUAUCUUCCUCAGGGAAGUCGUGGCUUGAAAGCCGUCACUGUCGCAAAGUUGGGAUACGAUCCCGACGAGCUGGAUCCAGAGCUUAUGACCCCCUACGCCAGCGAACGGCCGCAGACCUUGGCUGAAUACUCCGUUUCAGAUGCCGUCGCAACCUAUUAUCUGUACAUGAAAUACGUGCACCCUUUCAUUUUCUCUUUGUGCACAAUCAUUCCCCUCAGUCCAGAUGAUACGCUACGAAAGGGAACUGGAACUUUGUGUGAAAUGCUUCUCAUGGUUGAGGCCUACAAGGGUGAGAUCGUGUUGCCCAACAAGCACAAGGACCCGCCGGAGUCUUUCUACGAGGGCCACCUGCUGGAAUCGCAGACGUACGUCGGUGGUCAUGUUGAAAGUAUCGAAGCUGGGGUGUUCCGAAGCGACAUUCCGACUGGUUUCAAUGUCGAUCCUGCUGCGAUUGACGAACUCAUCCGAGACUUGGACCACGCCUUGAAGUUUAGCAUCGAGGUGGAAGAGAAAAAGUCUCUAGACGAUGUCACCAAUUUCGAUGAAGUCAAGGCUCAGAUUGCUGAGAAGCUCCUGAAUCUUCGUGACAACCCUACUCGAAACGAGGUCCCGUUCAUUUAUCACUUGGACGUCGCAUCAAUGUACCCCAACAUCAUGAUCACCAACCGUCUUCAGCCCGAUUCGAUGAUUGAUGAAUCGGACUGUGCCGCUUGCGACUUUAACAGGCCUGGGAAAACCUGCGACAGACGUAUGCCUUGGGCCUGGCGUGGAGAAUUUUUGCCUGCCAAGCGUGACGAGUACAACAUGAUCAAGCGAGCGACGGCAAACGACAGAUUCCCGAGUCAAAGGAAGAAUGGGCUGCUACGAUCAUUCGACGAUCUUAGCAUCGAGGAACAGGCCGGGGUUGUUAAGAAGCGUUUGCAAGACUAUAGCAAGAAGAUCUACCACAAAAUUCACGACAGCAAGACCAUGAUUCGAGAGGCCAUCAUCUGCCAAAGGGAGAAUCCUUUCUACGUUGACACAGUGCGAAGUUUCCGUGAUCGACGGUACGACUUCAAAGGCAAACAAAAAGUCUGGAAAAACAAGACAGAGUCUCUCCAAUCAGCUGGAGCGUCCGCAGCAGAGAUUGACGAGGCGAAAAAAAUGAUUGUCUUGUUCGAUUCACUGCAACUUGCCCACAAAGUCAUUCUGAACAGUUUUUACGGCUAUGUCAUGCGAAAGGGUUCACGAUGGUAUUCAAUGGAGAUGGCCGGUGUCACUUGUCUUACAGGAGCCCAUAUCAUUCAGAUGGCUCGAGAGCUUGUGGAGCGUAUUGGACGCCCCCUGGAAUUGGACACUGACGGAAUCUGGUGUAUGUUACCGGGCACAUUUCCGGAGAACUUCACAUUUACCCUCAAGAAUGGCAAAAAGCUGGGCAUCUCGUAUCCCUGUGUCAUGUUGAACCAUCUUGUUCACGCACGUUACACAAAUCACCAGUACCAGGCACUUGUGGACCCUACAACUCACAAGUACGAGACUUACAGUGAGAACUCGAUUUUCUUCGAAGUCGACGGCCCUUACCGCGCGAUGAUUCUGCCGACUUCAAAGGAAGAAGACAAAAACUUGAAAAAGAGAUAUGCCGUCUUCAACCAUGAUGGAUCUCUCGCUGAACUGAAGGGAUUCGAGGUCAAGCGCAGAGGAGAGCUGAAGUUGAUCAAGAUUUUCCAAACCCAAAUCUUCAAGUUCUUCCUUGAAGGCAGUAAUCUCGCUGAGACGUAUGCUGCUGUGGCUCGAGUUGCCGAUCGGUGGCUAGAUGUGCUUUAUGAGCAUGGUGCAACUCUCGCAGAUGAAGAGUUGAUUGAUCUUAUCUCAGAGAAUCGCAGCAUGACAAAGACUUUAGAGGAGUACGGGAACCAGAAGUCUACCUCGAUCACGACUGCGCGACGUCUCGCGGAGUUUCUGGGCGAACAGAUGGUCAAAGAUAAGGGACUGAACUGCAAAUACAUUAUCUCGUCGAGGCCGCGAAAUACCCCCGUCACCGAGAGAGCAAUCCCAGUGACUAUAUUUUCCGCAGAAGAAAGUGUCAAGCGGUUCUUCUUGCGCAAAUGGCUCAAAGAUGACCCUGGUGACAUGGAUCCUCGAUCUAUCAUUGAUUGGGACUAUUACCUUGAGCGACUGGGGUCUGUUGUCCAAAAAUUGAUUACCAUCCCCGCUGCUCUGCAGAAGCUGAGAAACCCGGUACCCCGUGUCGCCCAUCCGGACUGGCUGCAGCGAAGAAUCAACCAAAAAGAUGACAAAUUCAAACAGAAGAAAAUGACCGAUCUAUUUGAAAAGUCUGAGAAAUUGCCUCUCUCCUCAAUAUCUGCCAACAUCUUAGAUCAUCGUGUUCAACACGCGGGGGACUUGGUAGAUGAAGUCCUUGCUCAGUCGACCCAAAAGCAAAGAAACUCGCCUGAAAGCAAAACUUCUCAGAAACGAAAGCACCCCGAAACGGUCUCCAAGGCAGCAAUUGAUCCUUUCGCCAACCUGCCAGCUGCAAUGCCUUCUAUAGACGACGACUAUGAAGGAUUCAUCAAGUACCAGAAGCAGAAAUGGAAGAUUCAAAAGCAGGCUCGAAUCCGUCGACGUCAGCUUUUCGGGGAGCGAACCAACGUUGCAACCGAUGGGCUAAGUAACUUCUUCCGCAAUCAAGCGCAGAUGUUAUACAUUAGUACAUGGCAGGUCCUUCAACUCUGUGAAACGGCUCGCCCUGGUAUUGUGCGUGCAUUUGUUCUUAUCGACCAGAAAAUUCAUGCCCUCAAUGUCAAAGUUCCGCUGCAGUUUUUCGUCAACUUGAAACGCGAUUCUUUGCCAGAUGUUGAGGUACCAGACUGCAAGGUGGAAAAAGUGAACCACACCCUACCCAAUGGACAUCCAUCAGUCCAUCUCUUCAAGCUCUCGCUUUCGGAAGACACGUACCUCGAGGAGUCUGACAAGAUGGACGCUUUGUUCCAGCAUCCGAGUGUUGAAGGCGUCUAUGAACGGAAUAUCACAGCUAGCCUUCGCGCGGUACUCAAACUGGGUAGCCAGUGCACCUUUGACGAGAGUCACCGCGGUGUCCUCGGCGAUGGAUUGGAGAAAGGUUUCGACCUGUCGACCCUUCUCCACGCCACAUCAGACCAGUCAUAUCUGGUCGACUCUCCCCUGGCGUACCACUAUCUUUAUCAUGUCGCCUCAGGUGAUAGACAGAUCUUUGCGCUGUUCUCCACUGCCAGCAGCCAGGCGCACAUAGUCAUCCUGAAUCGGACAAGAGAUGCACAGGGUCUGCCUAAUGUGGAUAAAAUUUACUCAGAGCUGCUCUCUCGGAAGUUGCAGGACUCCUCUACGGAAGAGUCACAGAAUGCCUUUGAGUAUCAAGAAAACAUUCGUUUCAAGACCACUCAGGUGAUGACUCGUCGAAAAGCUCACUUGGAAGUUGGCGACUUGAUCCGUAAACUGAGAAGCGACGAGACACAGCCUGCGAUUAUGGUCAUUCAGUCGCAGCAAAAGGACCGAUUAUGCCACGAUAUUCCAAUCUUGAAAGAGUACCCGACACUGGCAGUCAAGCCGGAAGUGUCUGACAUGGAUCUGCCACCUCUCGGUUGGCAAGCGUUCAUCGCUCGACGAAUCGUAACACACUAUUUGUAUCUGGCGGCAUGGAUCCAGCACUUAGCUCUGCUCGCACGAUAUGGCGAUGUUCCGCUUUGUAACUUGGAAACCGAUGACCCUCGUUUCCUGAUCGACGUUGCGUACGCGCGACGUCUGCAGCAGAGCAAUGUCGUUCUGUGGUGGUCAAAUGGACCUCGACCUGACCAUGCGGGCUAUGAAAAAGACGAUAUCGUGGGCCCGCUGGAGAAGGUGACCAUGCCUUCAGUCAACACGCCGGGUGCUUACUCAACCGUGUGCAUUGAAUUAGACAUCCGAAAUUUGGCAAUCAAUACCAUUCUUACAUCUUCCAUCGUCAAUGAGAUGGACGGGAGUAACACCUUGCUGGCCCCGUCUGCCAACGGGACAGAUGACUCGGGGGUCCUGUACUCAGAAAAGGCUUUCGCGUCAGCCGGCGCCCUGGUCCUGCGAGAGAUGGUCAAGAGUUGGUGGACCGAAGCAUGUGCGGGUAACAGUAUGGCGGACAUUAUGGUUCAACAUCUGAUACGAUGGGUCGAGAGCCCUGUCUCAUGUCUGUAUGACCGAUCGCUUCACAACUAUGUUCGCCUGCUUUCGCGAAAAUCCUUCCAGCGGUUAAUGGCUGAGUUCCGACGUGUUGGCUCCAAUGUGGUCUUCGCCAGUCCCACUCGGCUUCUGCUUCAGACGACCAAAACAGAGGUCGGCAAUGCCUACGCCUACAGUCAGUAUGUGAUCAAGUCCAUCCGAGCCAAUCCGUCGUUCCACUUUAUCGACCUGGACAUCAAAGAGUACUGGGACUAUCUCGUCUGGUACGAUGAAUACAAUUAUGGCGGCAAGGGAUGUCAAAAGGUGGUCGAAGCUGAGAAGCAAGAGCUCGAAACCGUGAUGCAUUGGCAGCUGAGCCGCUUGUUGCCGAUUCCAAUGCAAACCAUCUUCCAUGAUUGGGUGGUUGAGUUUAUCGAGCUCAUGCAUUCAGCUAAACACCCGGACCUCCAAGAGAAUGAAAUCUCGUCAACACCACGCCUCACGCAGAUCCCCAUCGGAAAACCCAACGAUGUGGAUGACGAAGGCUUAUCCGCCAUUCUUGCAGAACGAUUCUCCAAGCCACUCAAGAAACAGAUUUCGGGUCUGAUACGCCGCCAACGAGAUGAGAUGCUCCACCCUGAACUUGUCUCCGACUAUGCUUUCCCUGUGCUUCCUGGAGUGUUGGUUGAUCCCAAGGGCGACAAACGGAAUCCGGCUCUUGAGCUGGUCAAACUGCUGAUGCAGGUACUCAGUUUGUCCAAGACCACGACUCUGGAAUCACGCCUGCUUCGUCGAGAGCUUUUGGCACUCUUUGAGGUGCGUGAGUUCAGCAAAGAGGGACGCUUUGAGAAUCCGAGUGCCACGUUGAAACUUGCUGAGCUCACCUGUAACGCCUGCUGUUUGAUCCGUGAUCUUGACCUAUGCCGUGAUGAGGAUGUCCUUCCUGAGCCCGGUGCUGAUAAUGACAAGGCGCCCAAACCAUGGCGAUGCCCAUUCUGCCAGACUGAAUACGAUCGAUUGACCCAGGAAGAAAGCCUCAUUGGGCAGGUGCAUAGCCUCGUGGUUGAGUGGCAAACGCAGGAUCUCAAAUGUUCCAAGUGCAAUGGACUCAAAGUGAGUGAGUUCAUGGAGCAUUGCUCCUGUAGUGGCCAGUGGACGGCGACGGUUGAUCUCAAGGAAACGGAGAAAAGGCUGCGAGUGUUGCACAGCGCAGCCAAGUUUCAUAGCCUGCAAUUGCUCCAGGGAGUUGUGGAGGAGGUAUUGGCCCAUCUUUAG